Alternaria atra is the source of this 693-nucleotide messenger RNA. RefSeq lists its product as uncharacterized. The transcript has 2 exons. Lineage: Eukaryota; Fungi; Ascomycota; Dothideomycetes; Pleosporales; Pleosporaceae. Gene Ontology annotation, cellular component: box H/ACA snoRNP complex. The record is from RefSeq and is a predicted model, not a curated record. Bases 1 to 693 code for a protein of 230 amino acids. Gene Ontology annotation, biological process: rRNA pseudouridine synthesis; snRNA pseudouridine synthesis; ribosome biogenesis. Gene Ontology annotation, molecular function: box H/ACA snoRNA binding.
AUGUCCAAAGAUAUCGAAGAGAAGAGGCUGAAGAAGGAGAAGAAGGACAAGAAGGAAAAGAAGGAAAAGCGCGCAGAGACAGAUGGCGUGUCCAAGAGCAAGAAGGACAAGAAGGAGAAGAAGAUCAAGGGCGAUGUCGAGAUGGUAGACGCGCUCGAGGCUGAGCUGGAGAAGGAACCAGAGGUCUCCAUGGUCAACGUCGUAGACGGCGACGCCGAGCCAAGCGGCGCACUCGUCCCCUUUGCGUUCCCUCUUGCAGACAACGACAAGGAGGUCAAGAAGAUCCUCAAGACCGUCAAGAAGUCUAACAUUUCUCCUACCGCAGCCGCCAAAUCCAAGACCCUCCGUCGUGGUGUAAAAGAAGUCGUAAAAGCGCUGCGCAAAUCUGCCGCCUCAAGCGCCGGUACUCUGAGCGACCCCAGUGCCAUUGUCGUCAUCGCCGCUGAUAUCUCGCCCAUGGACGUCAUUGCGCAUAUCCCCGUUCUUUGCGAAGACCACAAUGUUCCGUACAUCUACAUCAAGAGCCGCGCGCAGCUUGGCGAGGCCAGCGCAACGAAGAGGCCCACCAGCGUGGUCAUGAUUGGCAAGGAGAGGAUGGGCAAGAAGGCAGGCGAGGGCGAUGAGGAGUUCACCGAGGCGUACGGAGAACUUGUCAAGGUCGUUGGCAAGGCCGCGAAGACUGUCAGGAAGUAG